Molecule: messenger RNA, 3645 nt
Organism: Punctularia strigosozonata HHB-11173 SS5
Lineage: Eukaryota; Fungi; Basidiomycota; Agaricomycetes; Corticiales; Punctulariaceae
Product: Ca-transporting ATPase
Exons: 12
Coding region: 302-3562 (1086 amino acids)
Biological process (GO): manganese ion transport; intracellular calcium ion homeostasis; calcium ion transmembrane transport
Cellular component (GO): plasma membrane; Golgi membrane; endoplasmic reticulum
Molecular function (GO): ATP hydrolysis activity; P-type calcium transporter activity; ATP binding
Source: RefSeq, a predicted model, not a curated record
UGAAUUUCUGGUCGUGUAUCUGCCGUUCGGGUCCCUUCAUAGGCCUUUGAGCCCCGGAGGUGAGCGGCAAUGUCUAUACACGGACCUACACCUGACCCGUAACUGCGGCGGCGCCCAUAGGCAACGGCCUGCAAACAAUUGCCCUUAAACAUACUCCCACCCGAUUCACGUUCUUCCCGAGUGAGUGCAGUAUGAUCCAGCCAUUUUGUCUUGUCUACAAUGAUAUCCAACAGUCACGACAGUCACCCGCAUAAGCACCCAGUGACGUUCUGAAAUCUCUCGCCCGCAAUCAACGCCCGGCAUGCAGCGCGGUCCAUCCAAUACGCGAGGCCAGGACCAGCGUGCACGUAACCACAACGGCCUCAGCAUCAACUCCGAGGCCUCCAGCUCUUCAUCCUAUUACCAGCGCAACCCCUCCGACACAACUCACGCUCGCAGCGCCUCGCCGCCCGCUUCCGCCUAUUUCUCCAACGUUCCCCUGAAUCACGCCCAGGAGCCGCAACCCGCUCCCGAUGCAGGCGCUCACUUUGCGUACAGUACGACGCUGCGGCGGCACCACGGCGAUGAGCUACUGACGCUGGACCACCUGGGAUCGGUGGUGAGGGACGUGCGGGAGGAAGGGCCGUCGGGGCUCUGGCAUAAAGUGACGAGUGCUGUCCAGGGGCGGCUAGGUUAUGAAGCCGUCUCCGCCUCCGAAAACGGGCACACGGUCGAUGGCAAGGCCGACCCGCAAAGGUCGACGCCGUCGGCGCUCUUCGUGCAUUACACGAUCCAGGAUACGGUGGCCCAUUUCCACUCCUCCGAGACUCGUGGACUGCCCGCAUCCGCAGUUCCCGCGAUCCUCGCCAGAGUGGGCUACAAUGAAUUCUCGGUCUCCUCGCCCGAGCCGGUGCUUCUCAAGUUUGCCAAGACGAUCUACGAGAGUCCGUUGAUCCUGCUAUUAUGCGGGAGCGCCGUCGUCAGCGCCGUCAUGGGCAACGUCGACGACGCCGUGAGCAUCACCGUGGCCAUCCUCAUCGUCCUUACUGUUGGAUUUGUUCAGGAACGAAGAUCAGAGAAAAGUCUCGAAGCGUUGAACAAGCUGGUUCCGCACCACUGUCACGUUAUUCGCGACGGCCACACACUUCAUCUACUGGCCAACGAACUCGUCCCUGGCGACUUGGUCACUUUCACUACUGGUGACCGCAUACCCGCUGACGUUCGUAUCACGUCCUCCGUCGACCUCGAGAUCGAUGAGAGCAGCCUCACUGGCGAGACAACUGCGCGCAGAAAGGAUGCUGCGCCGUGUAGAACGAACCAGGGGUAUGCCCAAAUCCCAAGUGAACCCGUCGCGCUCGCCGAGCGCUCCUGCAUCGCAUAUAUGGGAACCUUGGUGCGAAAUGGCAGAGGUUCUGGCAUUGUGAUUGCUACUGGCACCGAGACCGAGUUCGGGGUGAUUUUCAGCAUGAUGCAAGACGUCGAGGAGAAGCGCACACCUCUUCAACUGAGCAUGGACGAGCUUGCGAAGAAGCUGUCAAUGAUAUCGUUCGGUGUGAUCGGUGUGAUCUGCCUUAUCGGCGUCCUGCAACGGCGGUCCUGGUUGGACAUGUUCACAAUCGGAGUCUCUCUCGCGGUGGCUGCUAUACCCGAGGGUUUGCCGAUCGUUACGACUGUCACCCUCGCUUUAGGCGUGCUGCGUAUGGCGAAACGCAAGGCGAUCGUGAAGAAAUUGCAUUCGGUGGAGGCUUUGGGCUCUGUAUCCGUCAUCUGCUCCGAUAAAACAGGGACAUUGACGCAAAACGAGCAAACUGUCGUUGAACUAUAUGCAGUGGACGAAGUUGUCACCAUCGAUCCGCACUCGGCUAUGCCGCAAGCGAAACGGCUGUCACCUGCGAUGACACGCACUCUUGAGAUCGGUUCGCUGUGCAACAAUGCCACGCUAAACGAAGAGGGCCAUUAUGUCGGUCAAGCAACCGAUGUCGCUUUGUUGAACGUACUGUCCCAGUUCGGGUUAUCCGAUCAGCGGCAGGCGUUCACUCGUGCGACUGAGCAGCCCUUCAGCUCGGAGAAGAAGUUCAUGGCAGUCAGCGGUUUCCAUACUUCUUCCAGCACCACCCCUGCAGGUAGUUCUCGAGAGACCUACUACAUCAAGGGCUCGAUCGAUUCAAUUCUCGAUCGAUGCAAGACAUACUAUGUCUCCGAUGAUUCGACUCCUCAUCUUGACUCAAACACGCGCAAGGUUAUCAUGGACAAGGCGCAAGCGACAGCGUCGCGCGGUUUGCGCGUCCUGGCCAUGGCAUCCGGACAUGGACCCGCUGCCGACUUCACCGAUCUGAAAAGCAGUGCACCCUCAGCACCAGCCAGCCGCGCCGCAUCGCCGUUUGCGGAGAAAUCGGGCCUCACCUUCGUUGGCUUCCAGGCCAUGCUCGACCCGCCAAGGAAAGGAGUUGCGGACUCCAUCGGGCUGCUGCAGUCGGGCGGAGUUCAGGUCGUUAUGAUCACAGGCGAUUCGGAGCAGACGGCCCUGGCGAUCGCCCGAGACUUGGGUUUGCGGGUUGCAGGCGGGCACAGGAGCGGGACUCAGUAUCCUCCCGGUGCAUCCGCGACCGGAUUGGGAGGCGGGUGCAUAACUGGCCAGGCUAUUGAUCGGAUGACCAAAGCGCAAUUGAGGGAGGUUGUGGGCGGCGUGAGCGUCUUCGCCAGGACGACCCCGAGGCACAAAAUGGCUAUAGUCGAAGCGUUUCAGUCAAGAGGCGCUGUCGUGGCUAUGACUGGUGAUGGAGUUAACGAUGCUCCGGCGUUAAAGAUGGCGGAUAUCGGUAUCUCCAUGGGCAAGAGCGGGACAGAUGUUGCGAAGGAGGCUGCGGAUAUGAUUCUCGUUGAUGAUAAUUUCAGUACUAUAUUGCCGGCAGUAGAGGAAGGGAAAUCUAUUUUUCAUAAUAUCCAGAAUUUCCUUUCAUUCCAACUGAGCACGGCGGCGGCGGCGUUGACACUGAUCACCUUGAGCACGUUCUUCGGCUUGAGCAAUCCCUUGAACGCGAUGCAAAUCUUGUUCAUCAACAUCCUCAUGGACGGGCCGCCGAGUCAAUCGUUGGGCGUCGAUCCUGUCGAUGCUUCCGUUAUGCGCAAACCUCCACGCAGAAAGAACGAGCCCAUCAUCACUCGCCGACUGUUGUAUCGUGUGCUUUUUUCCGCGUCCAUCAUCGUGGUUGGGACUCUCUUCAUCUACGCUUACGCCUUGUCCGACGAUCAUAUGUCGCGGCGAGAACAAACUAUGACAUUCACUUGCUUCGUCUUCCUCGACCUCGUAUCCGCCCUACAGAAUCGCGGUCUCGGCUGCGCUCUGAUCCAAAACAAGAUGCUUCUCACCACCGUCUCGAUCUCGUUCCUGUCGCAGCUAGCGCUGGUGUAUGUGCCGAUGAUGCAGGCCGUGUUCCAGACCGAAGGUUUAAGCAGUAACGACUUGACAACGUUGCUGCUGUUAGCGGGUGCGAGCUUUGCGCUUCAUGAGGGCAGGAGGAGGUACGAGAGGAAACUGGAGAGGAGCGGGACGUGGGCUAGUGCGGUGGAGGAAAUGGCUUAGGAAUAUCUCGUCGCGUAUUACAGAGCUAUAUGUUAAUGGUUCAGGGUCUACAUACUUCAUAUUUUUAUUGCCGUCUGGAAUAC